AUGUCCGGAGCACAGUCCAGCACUGGUCAGGUGAACAACACACCGUCGAACACCCCUCCAUUAAACUUUGGCAACUUUGGUACGAAUCAGGGUCAAGGUGUCAACAACAACAACAACAACAAUCGAGCAGGAGUAGCUGCUGAUUUGAACUUUGGUAACCCCUUUUACAUAAACCCUAAUGAAAAUCUAGCCCAGUCUAUCGUUCCCAUUGUGCUGGAUGGCCCUAACUACCAGACUUGGUCUAAGGCAGUGACUAUUGUUCUUAAGACUAAGCAUAAGUUAGGGUUCAUAGAUGGGUCGAUUGUUGCUCCGAAUAGAGAUGAUGAUAUGUUUCAGAUCUGGGAUGCUUGCAACACGAUUGUCUUGUGUUGGAUUACUAACUCACUCGAAAAGGACAUAGCCAGAAGUGUCCUGAGUCAUGAUAAUGCAAGAGCAUUAUGGAAUGAGCUUAAGGAGCGAUAUGGUCAAGCUGAUGCCAUAAAGCUCACGAACUUGGAAGAUGAAAUUCAUGCCACAAAACAGGGUACCCAGACCAUUACUCAGUAUUACACUCACAUGAAGGGUCUUUGGGAAGAGUACAGUCAGUUUAACCCUAUUGUUUCUUGUGGAUGUUUGCCUGGAAACCCAUUACCCUGUGCUGCAGUUGAAGCUUUUAAGCAGAAGCAAAACACUGAUUAUCUCAUUAGGUUUCUGCGUGGUCUAAACCCAGAAUAUGAGUACAUUAGAUCACAGCAGUUAAUGCAGAAACCAUUACCCACAGUGGUCCAAGUUUUCCAUGAUUUACUGCAGCAUGAGCAGAAACUCAAAGCUGAUGGAAACAGAAAUGGAAACAAGGGAGGACAAUCAGUUGCACUAGCAGCUGGUUCCUCCAGUAACUCAUCAGUAGGCAAUUCUUCUAAGGGGUCAAACAGGAACUACAAUGAAAGGGCUGGUAAUGACAGAUACAAUGAAAGAGCUGGCAAUGACAGAAGUGGAGCUGAGACAGGAGAACUGUUUUGCAAUUACUGCAAAAAGACAAACCAUGUGAUUAAGGAGGAUUGCUGGAGACUGAAGAAGAAGAAUCAAAACAAAGAGGGAGGACAAUAUAACAGGUUUUCUGGAGCAGUUGGUCAUGAAUCAGAUUCGGAAGGGGAAAGGCAGUUGCAAGUUGAAGUUGGGAGUCAUUCUAAUUCUGCUGCUGGUGGGUUCACUGCUGAAGAGAUACACAGACUGAGAGGGUUGCUUCAAUCUUCCAGUUCACCAACAUCUCCUCAGAGCCCUGCAGUGAACCACAGGUCACACUCUGUGACCAAAUAUCUGCCACAAUUUCCUAAUUAUGGAGGACCUAGUGAACAGCAGGAUGAUUGGUUUGGCCAAAGAAAGUAG
Linum trigynum is the source of this 1365-nucleotide messenger RNA. The record is from the annotation of a GenBank genome assembly. Lineage: Eukaryota; Viridiplantae; Streptophyta; Magnoliopsida; Malpighiales; Linaceae.